This is a messenger RNA of Callorhinchus milii (elephant shark), 2570 nucleotides long. RefSeq names its product aryl hydrocarbon receptor nuclear translocator-like 1a (gene arntl1a). NCBI's taxonomy places the organism in Eukaryota, Metazoa, Chordata, Chondrichthyes, Chimaeriformes, Callorhinchidae. The record is from RefSeq and is a predicted model, not a curated record. Gene Ontology annotation, cellular component: nucleus; cytoplasm; aryl hydrocarbon receptor complex. The transcript is spliced from 18 exons. Bases 90 to 1988 code for a protein of 632 amino acids. Gene Ontology annotation, biological process: regulation of transcription by RNA polymerase II; circadian rhythm. Gene Ontology annotation, molecular function: protein dimerization activity; DNA-binding transcription factor activity, RNA polymerase II-specific; RNA polymerase II cis-regulatory region sequence-specific DNA binding.
AGCGGCCACAGGGCCCCGGGGGGGGGGGGGGCGCGGGGGCUCCGGACACCGCUCACUGCUCCUCUGCUCUCCCAUCGUCACAUAGUCCAAUGGCAGACCAAAGGAUGGACAUAUCCUCAACGAUAAAUGAUUUUAUCUCCUCUGAUCCGACCGGCUUGAUAUCGGGUUCCCUGGGCACAGGCAGCAUGGAUUUCCCACGCAAGCGGAAGGGAAGUUCAACAGACUACCAACUUGAUGGAUUUUCAUUUGAGGAUGGCAUGGAUACAGACAAAGAUGACCAGCAUGGCAGGAUGGAAUGUGCAGACCAGCAUGGCAGAGUGAAAAACGCCAGAGAGGCCCACAGCCAAAUAGAGAAGCGGCGGCGAGAUAAAAUGAACAGUUUCAUUGAUGAACUGGCCUCCAUGGUGCCUACAUGCAAUGCCAUGUCCAGGAAACUGGACAAACUCACUGUGCUGCGGAUGGCUGUACAGCAUAUGAAAACACUACGAGGUGCUACAAAUGCUUAUACAGAAGUUAACUACAAACCAGCUUUCCUAUCAGAUGAUGAACUGAAGCAUCUUAUCCUCAGGGCAGCUGAUGGGUUCCUUUUCGUUGUGGGUUGUGAUCGAGGGAAGAUACUUUUUGUGUCUGAAUCCGUCUUCAAAAUUCUCAACUACAGUCAGACUGAUCUGAUUGGUCAGAGCUUGUUUGACUACCUCCAUCCUAAGGACAUCGCCAAAGUUAAAGAGCAGCUUUCAUCAUCUGACACCGCACCACGAGAAAGACUGAUAGACGCGAAAACUGGUUUGCCAGUCAAGACGGACAUAACCCCAGGACCAUCGCGGCUCUGUUCAGGAGCAAGACGUUCGUUUUUCUGUCGUAUGAAGUGCAAUAGACCUUCAGUUAAAGUGGAGGAGAAGGAUUUUUCUUCAACCUGCUCUAAGAAGAAAGCCGACCGCAAAAGUUUUUGCACCAUUCACAGCACCGGCUACCUGAAGAGCUGGCCGCCCACCAAAAUGGGGUUAGAUGAGGAUAACGAGCCUGACAACGAAGGCUGUAACCUGAGCUGCCUUGUCGCUAUUGGCCGAUUGCACCCCCACAUAGUCCCACAACCCAUCAGCGGUGAAAUUAGAGUCAAGUCAACAGAGUAUGUUUCUCGCCACGCUAUAGAUGGGAAGUUUGUGUUUGUAGAUCAGAGGGCAACCGUGAUUCUGGGGUAUUUACCACAAGAGCUUCUCGGGACCUCGUGUUAUGAAUACUUCCACCAAGAUGACAUCGUGCAUCUCGCAGAAUGCCAUAGACAAGUGUUACAGAGUAGGGACAAAAUCACGACCAGCUGCUAUAAAUUCAGAAUAAAAGAUGGCUCUUUUAUCACACUGAGGAGUCGGUGGUUCAGUUUCCUGAAUCCAUGGACCAAAGAAGUUGAAUAUAUAGUUUCCACAAACACCGUUGUUUUUGCCAGCUCUCUCGAUGGAGGGGAUUCUGCUGCUCUGUCUCUCACGGGCUCACCUCCCAACAUGGACAGCUUGCUACAGACUGCAGAAGCUAGUUCAAAGCGAGCUCUCACCACAGUUCCUGGCAUUCCUGGUGGAACUCGUGCUGGGGCCGGGAAGAUUGGAAGAAUGAUAGCUGAAGAGGUUAUGGAGCUUCAGAGGAUCAGAGGAUCAUCUCCCUCGAGCUGCAGUUCCAGUCCACUCAACAUGACCAGCACCCCCCCUCCCGACACAUCAUCUCCAGGAGGCAAGAAGAUUUUGAACGGUGGAACUCCAGAUGUGGCCUGUGGUGGAUUAGUGCCUGGCCAUGUCACAGAUAGCUCAGGUUAUCCGUAUCCUGACAAUAACUCGCUACUAAGUGAUAACUCCCACCUGGGUAUAGAUAUGAUGGAGGAUCAUUCGUCGAGCAGUCCCAGCAGUGAUGAGGCUGCUAUGUCUGUGAUAAUGAGCCUUUUGGAGGCUGAUGCAGGACUCGGUGGGCCGGUUGAUUUUAGUGACUUACCGUGGCCCCUUUGAACACGAUUGCUUUAGCAACUUCAGCAGUGAAAAGUGCAUUAUUUUGGCAAUGGGUGGAGUCAUUCUGUGGAGCUGUACCAAUUAUGUUGCUUAUUAUUAGCUUUCAAGUAGCUACUGCUUUUAUGUCUGGAUCCAUUACAAGCCAUAUCAAAAACUAGCCAAUUUUUGUCUUGCAUUGCGGAAGUAAAAAUGAAGUUGCUGCAUUAAUCUUGAAUUAUUGUCUAGUUCCUUCAGUAUUGCUCUUGAAUAUAUUUUAAGGACUUUGUCUGGUGUUGAUGUUUUUUUAAAUAUUGUACAAUUUAAGCAUUAACAUUUUCACAAGUUUAAUGUCUUUUUCCACUCCUUGUGCUCGAUGUAUUCUGACGGUGUUUUACACUACAGAUUCCCAUGGUGCAUAUUUCUUAUUCAGUACUAAUUGUAUCAAAAUUGUCAGUGUUUUAUUCUUAUUCUAUGAAAUGAUUAUAAAUAUAUGGGAAAGUAAUGUAGUGAAAUAUUUUAAAAUGACAAAUUCAGUUUCAGUUAGUCGUUAAAUCGGCUGUACAGUUUUUUUAUAUAUAAAAUACAUCUAUAUCAGUAAGAGAG